Molecule: messenger RNA, 4422 nt
Organism: Opisthocomus hoazin
Lineage: Eukaryota; Metazoa; Chordata; Aves; Opisthocomiformes; Opisthocomidae
Source: RefSeq, a predicted model, not a curated record
AUGGAAGAAGGCCGUCCAGGGAAGAAAAUGCAACCUGUAUUCAGUACUGGUCAUGAUGAAGAAGCUGUUGUGGAUAUGGGCAAAAUCAGCUCCACUAUAAAUACAAACUUUGAGAAAGAAGAACUAGAGAGCCACAGAGCUGUGUAUAUUGGAGUUCACGUCCCAUUUGGAAAGCAAGGCCGUCGACGGCACAGACAUCGUGGGCACAGGCAUCACAGAAGAAAAAGAGAAAAAGAAACUGACAGAGAGGAUGGCCGAGAAUCUCCAUCAUAUGACACACCAUCCCAACGCGUGCAGUUUAUCUUGGGUACUGAAGAUGAUGAUGAACACAUUCCCCAUGAUCUCUUCACUGAAAUGGAUGAACUUUGCUUCAGGGACGGAGAAGAGUAUGAAUGGAAAGAAACAGCUAGGUGGCUGAAAUUUGAAGAGGAUGUUGAAGAUGGUGGUGAUCGAUGGAGCAAGCCUUAUGUAGCAACUCUGUCUCUGCACAGUCUCUUUGAGCUGCGAAGCUGUAUUCUUAAUGGGACGGUCAUGUUGGACAUGAGAGCAAACACACUUGACGAGAUAGCAGAUAUGGUUUUGGACAACAUGAUUGCCUCUGGCCAGCUGGAUGAAUCCAUAAGAGAGAACGUGAGAGAGGCUCUUCUGAAAAGGCACCAUCAUCAGAAUGAGAAAAAAUUCAGCAAUCGGAUUCCCCUGGUUCGAUCCUUUGCAGAUAUAGGCAAGAAACAUUCUGACCCUCACUUGCUUGAAAGAAAUGGGGAAGCCCUUCCCCCCCCCCGCCACUCUUUGCGAACAGGUCUCUCUGCCUCAAAUAUAUCCUUGAGAGGAGAAAACCGUUUGUCAGUUCUUCUCAAUUACCUUCUUCCUUCUUCAAGAGCUGGAACCCCGGCAGCCUCAAGGUGUACAACCCCCGUAACUACCCCUCAAAACACACCACCCUCCAGCCCUACCUGCAGCCACCCGCCAACCACAAGUGCCCAGCCAAAUCCACUUCAGGGCAAGGAAUUGCUGGUGUCACCUGCCAGCGAUGAUAUUCCUUCAGUAAUAAUCCACCCACCUGAGGAGGACUUAGAAGUGCAGGAAAGCCAGGCAAAGAAGACAGAGGAAAAUACUGACAAAGCACCAGGGCUAUUAGCAUCUCCACAGUCAGCACCUGGAAAUUUAGACACUGGGAAAAGUGGAGACAUUAAAGGUACUGGGACAGGAGGAAGCAGAGAAAACAGCACGGUUGAUUUCAGUAAGGUUGAUAUGAACUUCAUGAGGAAAAUUCCUUCAGGAGCAGAAGCAUCAAAUGUGUUAGUGGGAGAAGUAGAUUUUUUAGAAAGACCUAUUAUUGCUUUUGUGAGGCUCUCCCCUGCUGUUCUUCUCUCGGGUCUCACAGAGGUUCCGGUUCCUACACGGUUUUUGUUUUUGUUGCUGGGACCAGCAGGAAAAGCUCCACAGUACCAUGAAAUUGGAAGAUCAAUAGCAACACUUAUGACAGAUGAUGUUUUCCAUGAUGUUGCCUAUAAAGCAAAAGACCGAAAUGAUUUAUUGUCAGGAAUUGAUGAAUUUUUAGACCAAGUAACAGUCCUGCCUCCAGGAGAAUGGGAUCCAUCUAUACGAAUUGAGCCACCAAAAAAUGUUCCUUCCCAGGAGAAAAGGAAGGUACCUAAAUUUCCAAAUGGAUCUACUUCUACAGGAGAGACUCUCAAACAAGAAGGGCAUCAUGCUGGACCUGAACUUGAGAGAACUGGAAGGCUUUUUGGUGGUUUGAUACUUGACAUCCAAAGGAAAGCACCUUUUUUCUUGAGUGACUUCAAGGAUGCAUUAAGCCUGCAGUGCCUGGCCUCGAUUCUUUUCCUAUACUGUGCCUGUAUGUCUCCUGUAAUCACUUUUGGAGGGCUCCUGGGAGAAGCUACACAAGGCAGAAUAAGUGCAAUAGAGUCUCUCUUUGGAGCCUCAUUAACUGGGAUUGCCUAUUCUCUCUUUGCUGGGCAACCUCUUACUAUUUUGGGGAGCACCGGACCAGUUCUAGUAUUUGAAAAAAUAUUAUUUAAAUUUUGCAGGGAUUAUGGUCUUUCCUACCUCUCCUUGCGAACUAGCAUUGGUCUGUGGACUGCACUUUUUUGCGUAGUGCUUGUAGCCACAGAUGCCAGCAGCCUUGUGUGUUACAUCACUCGAUUUACUGAGGAGGCUUUCGCAGCGCUUAUAUGCAUCAUAUUUAUUUAUGAGGCAUUGGAAAAGCUUUUUCAUUUGGGAGAAUUGUAUGCCUUCAAUAUGCACAAUGAUUUGGAUAAACUGACUUUCUAUUCAUGUGUGUGUUCUGAGCCUGAGCAACCCAGCAAUGAAACUUUGCAAGUGUGGAGGAGAAUGAAUAAGUCUGUGGAAAAUAUAGCAUGGAGUAACCUUACAGUUACUCAAUGUUUAGAUUUUCAUGGUGUGUUUCGUGGAUCAGCUUGUGGCCAUCGUGGACCAUAUAUUCCAGACGUUCUCUUCUGGUCUGUCAUACUAUUCUUUACAACAUUUUUCCUCUCCUCUUUCCUUAAGCAAUUCAAGACCAAACGCUAUUUCCCAACUAAGGUGCGUUCUACCAUCAGUGACUUUGCAGUAUUUCUGACCAUAGUAAUCAUGGUUUUGAUUGACUAUCUUGUAGGAGUACCUUCUCCUAAGCUUCAUGUUCCAGAGAAGUUUGAACCCACUCGAAAAGACCGAGGAUGGUUCAUAAAUCCUCUUGGAGUCAAUCCGUGGUGGACACUCUUGAUAGCUGCUAUUCCUGCUUUACUCUGUACCAUUCUUAUUUUCAUGGAUCAACAAAUAACAGCUGUUAUUAUAAACAGGAAAGAGCAUAAGCUGAGGAAAGGCUGUGGUUAUCAUCUUGAUCUGCUCAUGGUUGGUGUUAUGCUGGGGUUAUGUUCUAUCAUGGGCUUACCGUGGUUUGUUGCUGCAACUGUCCUAUCUAUAAGCCAUGUCAAUAGCCUGAAAGUUGAAUCUGAAUGCUCAGCACCAGGAGAGCAACCGAAGUUUUUGGGAAUCCGGGAGCAACGAGUGACAGGAUUGAUGAUUUUUGUCCUGAUGGGGCUGUCAGUGUUCAUGACCUCUGUGUUAAAGUUUAUUCCAAUGCCAGUUCUAUAUGGUGUCUUUCUUUACAUGGGAGUAUCUUCAUUAAAAGGCAUUCAGUUUUUUGAUCGUAUAAAAUUAUUUGGAAUGCCUGCCAAACAUCAACCUGACCUGAUUUAUCUGCGUUAUGUGCCACUUUGGAAGGUCCAUAUCUUUACAGUUGUUCAGCUCACUUGUCUAGUUCUGUUGUGGGUGAUUAAAGCCUCUGCAGCUGCUGUUGUUUUCCCUAUGAUGGUUCUAGCGUUAGUGUUCAUUCGCAAGCUCAUGGAUUUAUGUUUCACCAAAAGAGAGCUUAGCUGGCUUGAUGAUCUUAUGCCAGAAAGUAAAAAGAAGAAAGAAGAUGACAAAAAGAAAAAACAGAAGGCAGAAGCAGAGAGAAUGCUUCGGACAGGGGACAGCGAAAGUGUACACCUUGCAUAUGGAGAAGCAAAUUUGGAUUUUCCUGUAAAAACCCUAAAAUACAGUGUUGAUCCCUCAAUUGUAAACAUAUCAGACGAAAUGGCCAAAACUGCACAGUGGAAGGCUCUUGCCAUGAGUACUGAGAAUGCCAAAGUAACCAGAGCUAACCUGAGCCCUGAAAAACCAGAAAGUGUGAAAAUAAAUGUGGAAGAUUUGCCUGUUGUGAAAUACGUGGAUGCUGAAACGUCUUUAUAGAACUGAAUCAAGGGGAAUUGCGUGUAUUUGUGUGUGUGUAUAUAUCACUGUAGGAUAUUCUACCAUUGGAGUGUGAUUUCCAUUUUAAGGAGCAACAUUUAUUUAAUUCUGCCAUUCUUUAGGGCACUGUAGAUAUGCUUGCAUAAUGAGAAGAUUUUCCUAUGAAUGAGUGGUAAUCACACUUCAGCUAUUUAUUUUAUUGGAAAUUUUAUUUUCAUUUUUAAAUAGGAAGAUUGUAAUGAAUGCUUAUUAUUUUCAAUAAUCAAUAUGUGCAUAAAAGUUAAAUCAGCUUUCGCUGAUGAUUACUGGUCCACAUUGCUUAAAAUUCUGCAAAUACCUCUGUUUGUAGUGCGCUACCGCAGUUUGUUUUCCAUGCAGGCAAUUACUGUUUGUUUAUGCAGGGUAUACUUUUUGUGAUUCAUAGAACAAAUAUUAAUGUGCAGUUGACAAGAACUACUGUGUUUUAGGUCUCCACUACAUGCUAGUGUUUUCUGGAUUCUGUCUCUCCUGUUUUAGAGAAGUGGCCUAGAACCCUAAGUCAGGUGGUUAGAUAAUCCUUAAAAUAUAGAUAAAUGCUCCGUUCUGCUACUUUUUUUUUUAUUUACUCUUGAUUUUUUCACUAUUGUCCAGUAGCAGUACGAGUGCAGUAAUUGUUGUUACAGUCCC